Messenger RNA from Culex quinquefasciatus (southern house mosquito), 1012 nucleotides. RefSeq names its product checkpoint protein HUS1 (gene Hus1-like). The record is from RefSeq and is a predicted model, not a curated record. Gene Ontology annotation, cellular component: site of double-strand break; checkpoint clamp complex; nucleolus. The transcript has a single exon. Lineage: Eukaryota; Metazoa; Arthropoda; Insecta; Diptera; Culicidae. Gene Ontology annotation, biological process: mitotic DNA replication checkpoint signaling; double-strand break repair via homologous recombination; telomere maintenance. Bases 100 to 981 code for a protein of 293 amino acids.
UUUGUUUGUGUACAUUUGGCGCGCCGGUUCAUUUCGUUGAAAUUUCAAAUUGUGAGAUUUAAAUUAAUUUCUACUUUUUAUUUCAAACAAGGGCUCGCGAUGAAGUUCCGCGCCGUCAUCACGGACAGUGUCCACAUGCGGGAGCUGCUGAACGUCGUGACGAUCUUUUCCCGCAUCAACAAAAACCUUAUCAUCAACAUCCAACCGGCGAAGGUCAUAAUCCAGAUCGAAACGGAAGUCGAGGCGAGCCAGUGCCUGUGGUGCGAGAUAGACGCUGGCGAGCAAGGCCAGGGUUACUUCUCCGAGUACGUGAUGGACGGCGUGGACAAGGACAACCACAACCAGAUUUAUUUGGCAGUGGUCGCUGCGCACAUGGUACGGGCCCUUUCGUAUCUCCGGAACAACGCGGUAGAUUAUCUAAAGUUCAAGCUAGUCAAGCAGGAUCGGCCCUGUUUGGCGGUGGAGUUUAGCGGAACGUCGCACAACGACAGCGACAUAAUGUGUCCAAAGUUGCAGCACGACAUUCCGGUCACGAUCGCUCCGCGGAGCGAGUGGCGGAACUUUGAGCUGCCGUUUGACACGGUGUACGAUCUGACGAUGCUGCUGCCGACGGUUAAGUCGCUGCGGGGAUUGCUGGACAAGAAGAAGAAUAUUUCUCCGUCGGUUACGAUUUAUGCCACGCUUGCGGGGGAACUUUCGCUGGUGGUUGAGACGGACAUUGUGACGGUGGCUAGUCACUAUCGGGGGUUAAAGUGCAGCCGGGCGCGGCCACCGGACGAGGAGGAUAGCGAGGCGGAACCGCUGACGGAGGCGGCCUGCAAGGUGGACGCCAAGAAACUGGCCACGUUGUUUGAGAGUGUCAACUUUUGCGACAUGAAGAUGAUUGCGAACAUUAAGAACGAUCAUUUGUUUAACGUUAAGUUUGAGAUUAAGAACAACGUAUUUAUUAAUUUCAUUUUGCCGGCGGUUGAUUUUGAAUGAAGCUCAAUAAAAUGUGUAAUAUUUGCUUACC